Messenger RNA from Pseudophryne corroboree (corroboree frog), 2215 nucleotides. It is a transcript of the gene SPRY2, whose product is annotated as sprouty RTK signaling antagonist 2. NCBI's taxonomy places the organism in Eukaryota, Metazoa, Chordata, Amphibia, Anura, Myobatrachidae. The transcript has 2 exons. The record is from RefSeq and is a predicted model, not a curated record. Gene Ontology annotation, cellular component: membrane; cytosol. The coding region runs from base 532 to 1479 and encodes 315 amino acids. Gene Ontology annotation, biological process: negative regulation of fibroblast growth factor receptor signaling pathway; animal organ development; multicellular organism development.
GAUCCCUCCUGCGGCUCAGAGCUGGGAGUGUGAGUGAAUGUAGCCCCGCAGAGCCAAUGAGCACGGACCGGAUGCGAUAUAUCCUCUGGGACAACAAAUACUCUGUUCCUCCUCAGUUCCACAUGACGCCAUUUACUGCUGCUGCCGCUGCAUAUCGCCAACCUCUCCUGAGAGCCAGAGAGCGCAGCACUGAGCACACUGGCCGCAGCCACUAACCCGCUGCACAGUCCCAGCCUGCUCACUCUCACAACAGCCAGUCCCAGCACCGCUUCUUCCCUUGUGGAUGAAACUUCUGGCUGAGCCCGGAGUACUGUGCGCUGCCCGGCCGCCUGCGCUUCGCGACCUCAACUUGUUUUUCUUCGCCUUGUUGUUUGGAGCCCUACUUCCUAGCGGACUGUGCGCGGCGAUCCCGGGAGCGGAUUUACUGGCAGGACCUGCAAACUUUCCGGGGCGAGGAGUUGUUGGGCAGCUGCGGUUACGGAUUUCAGAUGUGUUCUCGGUCUACUGGAGUGAAAACUCUUCAGAGUACUGAUGGAAGCAAGAGUACAAAAUGGCAGCUUAUCCCAACCUUUACUCCAGGCUCGGCGUGACAGUGGGAGACCAAAUGGUGAAAUUGACCCAAGGGAUAUUCUCACCCAGCAAGUUCAUGUUUUGUCAUUGGAACAGAUAAGAGCCUUACGGAACACUAAUGAGUAUACCGAAGGACCUACCGUGGCUCCCAGACCUUGGGUUAAGCCGGUUUCUCAUCAAACUAUCCAGCACAAAAAUGAACGAAUACAUGUGGUAACAGACCAGAGGCAGUUUAGUAGGAGUCCUCUUUCACCAAUGCAUUCCUCAUCUCGGGCAUCCUUGUCUCGGUCCAUUAGUACAGUAAGUACAGGAUCAAGGAGUAGUACAAAGACAAGCACAAGCAGUAGUUCAGAGCAAAGACUUUUGGGUCCAUCCUUCUCUUCUUCGGAGAUGGGUGCUGAUCAGAUAAUUCGAGUACAGCCCAAAGUUGAGCUGAAACCAGAGGAGUUAAAGCCCUCAAGCAAAGAAGACUUGGGCUUACAUGCAUACAGGUGUGAGAGCUGUGGGAAAUGUAAGUGCCAAGAAUGCACUUAUCCCAGGACUCUUCCCUCUUGUUGGAUAUGUGACAAGCAGUGCCUUUGCUCCGCACAGGAAGUGGUUGACUAUGGGACUUGUGUUUGCUGUGUCAAGUGCCUGUUCUAUCACUGCUCAAACGAUGAUGAGGACAAUUGUGCGGACAACCCUUGCUCUUGCAGUCAGUCACAUUCCUGCACGCGAUGGUCUGCCAUUGGUGUUAUGUCCAUGUUCUUGCCUUGUUUAUGGUGUUAUCUUCCAGCCAAGGGUUGCCUUAAAUUGUGCCAGGGCUGUUACGACCGGGCAAAGAGGCCUGGAUGUCGAUGCAAAAGGUCAAAUACAGUAUGUUGUAAAGUUCCUCAAUUACAGGCCAGAAAUCUGGGAAAGCCUACAUAGCACAAAUGGAAUUAAAUAAAAGUAGUUGGACUUACUUUUAUUUUAACACACACAUGCAAUCAUAUAAAGAAGCCAUCUCGGCACACUUGGCAGAGAACAGUGGGAUGUUUUCCUGUUUGCAGUGAAAUGUUUAUGCCAUAUUAACUGAUAGUCUUGUUAGAGAAUGGGUAAUCAAGCUCCAACUAAGAGCCAGUGUUCUGUGACACGUAUUAUAUAAGCUAAAGCAACACAGACACUACUACAUAACUGUGCAUUGUUGGUGAAUAAUAUUUGCAACAUAUGUAAAUUAGCAAAUGACUUUCAUUUUUUUUGUUUGUUUCUGCAGAGAUAAUGUCCUAUAUUUUUGUACAUAUACAAUAAUAUUUACAACUGUGAAAAAUAGUGCCACAGUAAUGGCGCAAUCACAAUGUACUAAUAUACGUUGAGAGGAAUGUGAAUCUAUCCGAAUGGUUAGGUUGUGCGUCGCCUUAUUGAAAUCUUAAUAUUUCUACUCUUUGGACUGUCUGUAUAUUGUACAGUUACAGUAAGAGUCAGCCUUUAUUUUCUAAUUUUUCAACAUAAUGUUUAGUGUAAAGUAUAUUUAUUUGAAGUUUUAUUAUUUUAUAAAAGAGAAAUAUUUAUUUUAAGAGGCAUCUUACAAAUGUUCCCCUUUUUAUGAUGUCAGUUUCUGCAAUUAGGGGUAACUGAUGCAUAUGUUCACUAUAAAAUAGAAAAUAUAUUAACGUUUGAAAUUAAA